GAACGGACGUCACUGAUUGGUGGAGGCCGGGAGCCCAGGUGACUUAAGGGUCCAAUGGAGCUUAAACUUCCACUUCACUGACCAACGCAGAGCGAGACGCACACUCAUCCGGCCAGCAGUUUUGCAUUUUGUCUUCCAACGUUCGUGUUUCUCAUUGACUUUAGGAUGUGGGAUGGAACCAGAUUCUUCUCGUCAAAAGCAAAGAUGGGCAGUCUAGUCAUUGCAGUCCUCCUAUUGGUGUUCGGGGUCUGGCUGAUAGAAUGCAGUGAUCUUGAGACUCUUAACAAAACAAUACAAGAAGCUGUGCCGGAGUUAUGUCUAGAGAGAGAAACCUUCAAGCAUUGUAGAGAAUAUAUUACAACAUUUGCGACGGUAAUCAUGGCAGUUGGUUUAGUGGAGGGCGUCUUCGAAAUCAUAGUCGGAAGUCUUCUCAUCUACGGCAUCCUUAAGCAAAAGAAGCGUCUCAUUCAAGCAUUAUUGUUAAUGCUAGAGAUUCAGCUCAUUUUCCAUAUACUUUGCUCCUUGGGCAUACUGUACACGAGCUAUGAUGAUGACGAUUUGGCGCAAACGUUUUUCAGGUUGAGAAUUAUAAGUUUGUACCUGUUUAUCGAGGCUUGUCUUCUCCUAAUCAUCCGUGCACACUACUUGCAAGUAAAACUGUCAAAUUCAGAACAAUCAAAUAUUAGUUCUGGUGGUGCAGCAACAAGCAGAGACAUCUAGCUCAUCGCUACGAAGACUUCUGUCGACGGUGUGGCAAAUUGUAUAGACGCUUACCUUUACGGUACAUGCUUGUUAAACCCAUGAUGCAUGGGUCUUCUUAAUUAACGCUAAUGGAAAUCUUGAUUACGAAAUUAUUUUUGGUUUUAUUAGUGCCUAAUUUUUAAAUUUAAACUGUGUUUUAGUGUGAAGGUUUUUAGAAAUUUUCAAACGCUUAAUGUGAUUGUCUAUAAUGUAAUGAAUGCAGUAGUAUAAAAGUCUUUUUGCAAGAUUAGAAUAAGACAUUCUCCCUGUGCAGUAUAUUCAGGCAUACGCAUUUAUCUAAAAAUCUUAAUUUCAACUACACUAGUCUGUUUUCUCUCAGUAUUUUACUACUCUUCGAUUCUGAUUGUAAGAUGUCUAGCUAGACUACAUGUAUGUGGGACUGGUUCCGUGAAUUUGAGGAUAACUGCAGAUAACCUGUGAGGAUCAACAGGUUGACUUAAUCAGUGGGUUUUUGUCAGGCCCUGAGGCUGUAAGAACCAUUUAUGGGUGACAAACCUGUUCACUGUGUAAAACUUACUUUGUUAGCUUAUUACCUACUAUUUAACGAUACAAAGUAGAUAUCCCCAUUUACUAAAUCUAUAUUUAUAAUCACUUAAUGUACUUUAGACGUUAAUAAACAAAUUAUUUUAA
Procambarus clarkii (red swamp crayfish) is the source of this 1392-nucleotide messenger RNA. RefSeq lists its product as uncharacterized. The record is from RefSeq and is a predicted model, not a curated record. Lineage: Eukaryota; Metazoa; Arthropoda; Malacostraca; Decapoda; Cambaridae.